This is a messenger RNA of Rangifer tarandus platyrhynchus (Svalbard reindeer), 2730 nucleotides long. Lineage: Eukaryota; Metazoa; Chordata; Mammalia; Artiodactyla; Cervidae. The record is from the annotation of a GenBank genome assembly.
AUGGACAAAAAGUCCUUUGAAAUGGUGCUGGAUGAAAUUAGAAAGGCUGUUUUGACAGAGUACAAAUUAAAAGCGAUUGAAUAUGUACAUGGAUAUUUCUCUAGUGAACAGGUGAUUGAUUUACUGAGAUAUUUCUCCUGGGCUGAGCCUCAGUUGAAGGCUAUGAAAGCAUUACAGCACAAAAUGGUGGCUGUUCACCCAGGAGAAGUGGUCAAUAUACUCAACUGUUUCACCUUCAGUAAAGACAAACUAGUUGCUCUUGAACUGUUAGCUUCAAACAUUGUUGAUGCACAGAAUUCUCGUCCCAUUGAAGAUUUGUUCAGGAUAAAUAUGUCUGAGAAGAAACGGUGUAAGAGGGUACUUGAACAGGCUUUCAAAGGGGGCUGCAAAGCUCCUCAUGCAAUGAUAUCUUCUUGUGGAACAAUCCCAGGAAAUCCGUAUCCCAAAGGAAAACCUAGUCGCAUCAAUGGAAUUUUCCCAGGAACCCCUUUGAAGAAAGAUGGUGAAGACUGUACCAAUGAAGGCAAAGGAAUAGCCGCACGGAUUCUUGGACCAUCCAAGCCACCUCCUUCAACAUACAAUCCACAUAAACCUGUUCCUUACCCGAUACCUCCAUGCCGACCACACGCAACUAUUGCACCAAGUGCUUAUAACAAUGCAGGUCUGGUACCGUUAGCCAACGUCAUAGCUCCAGGAGUGCCCCCGCCACCUCCAUAUACUCCUAAUCCAGUAACAGCAGAGAAUGAGGACCUCUCCAGUCAGACAAAACCUACACAGAAUCAAGCAUUCUCCACCCCAGCCAGUCAGCUCUUUGCCCCUCAUGGCUCCAAUCCCUCCACACCCGCUGCAACUCCGGUUCCUACCGCUUCCCCGGUCAAGGCAGGAACUCAUCCAUCAGCAUCGGCCACCGCCAGCCUCCCGGGGAUAAACUUGCCGAAUACCGUCCUUCCUGUGUUCCCGGGGCAGGUCUCUACCGUUCACCUGCCUCAGCCGAUGACGCCAAAUCCCACGGUGAUCAGGACGCCUUUGCUGCCGGCCGCCACGGUGACCUCUGUCCACAGCACCACGGCCACACCCGUUCCUUCCGUGUUUUCUGGCCUCGUUCCCCUGCCGGGUCCUCCCGCCGCCCCGACCCCGGCCCCUCAGGCCACGGCUGUGCCUCGGGCCACCACGGCUUCCAGUGAAACGUUCACCAGCCUCCCCUUCCCCGCCGCUACUACUGCCGCCGCCACCAACAACCUCAACUCCGCUUCGCUCUCGUCGGUUUUCGCGGGGCUUCCCUUGACCCUGACGCCGGCGUCCCAAGGCGUGUCCAACCCGACCGCCUCCGUCAUCGCCGGGGGCUCAGCUCCCGGUGUCGCCUGUCCCCUGGGUGUGAACAGCCCCCUCCUGUCCGCCCUGAAAGGCUUCCUGACGUCCAGCGACACCAGCCUCAUCAGCUCCUCCGCCCUGCCCUCCGCGGUGACCAGUGGGCUGGCCUCGCUCUCCUCCCUGGCCAACCAGGGCGCCGACACCCCGGGCUCAGCCCCUAACAAGGGCUACGGGCCGCCGCAGGCGCCCACGCCGGGCCUGGCGCUGUUCCCCGGGCUGCCCUCGCCAGUGGCCAGCGCGGCGGCCUCCACGCCCCCCGCCAUGCCCGCGCCCGCCGCCCUCUCCUCCGCCUCCUCGGGGCCGGCUGCGGUGGGCUGCGGCUCCUCGGCCGCCCACCCGCACGGCCCCGCAACCCCCGCCGUCACCACCCUGCCCGUGGUGGUCAAGACGGAGCCCACCAGCCCCACGCCCUCGGCCUUCAAGGGCCCGGCCCCUGCCGCCGCCGCCGCGGGCGCGCUGGGCCUUUCUGGGGCCCUGGGCCGGGCGUACCCCGCGGCCUCGGUGCCCAUCAGCCUGCCGUCCUGCCUUAACCCCGCGCUGCCGGGCCUCCCGGGGCUGGGUGCGCCCCUGACGGGCUCCAGCGCCCUGCCUGCCCUGCCCCUGGCCCCGCACGGCGGCUCCACGCCCAUCACCCCGGUCUUCACCGCCCUGCCUCCGUUCACGUCCCUGACCAGCAGCUUCCCCCUGGCCGCCACCCCAGCCCUCAACCCCCCGGCCUCCGCGCCCGCUGCCCCCGCCUCCACCGCCGCGGCGCCUCCGCACCCCGGCUCCGGCUCUGCGGCGCCCGCGCUCCCUGGACUCUCGGCCCCGGCGCCCGCCUCAGCGGCCUCGGCCUUCCCCCUCAGCCUGCCGGCCGCCGUGCCCUCACUCUUCUCCGUGGCGCAGGGCCCACUGCCGGCCUCGGCGCCCUCCUACCCCGGCUUCUCUGUCUCCAGCGCCCCCGGGACCCCCGCGCUGCCCGCCUUCCCGGGGCUGCAGCCGUCUGCCACUGGUGCCGCCACUGCCCCGUCGCCAGCGCCUGUCCUCCCGGGCUUCGCCUCUGCCUUUAGUUCCAAUUUCAACUCGGCUCUGGUUGCGCAGGCUGGCUUAUCCUCUGGACUACAAGCUGCAGGCAGUUCAGUUUUUCCAGGCCUCUUGUCCCUCCCAGGCAUCCCUGGAUUUUCCCAGAAUCCCUCACAGUCAUCCCUGCAGGAAUUGCAGCAUAAUGCAGCUGCACAGUCAGCAUUGUUGCAGCAGGUCCACUCAGCGUCAGCUCUGGAAAGCUACCCAGCUCAGCCAGAUGGGUUUCCUAGUUACCCUUCGGCACCAGGAACACCGUUUUCUCUGCAACCAGGCCUGUCCCAGAGUGGGUGGCAGUGA